Molecule: messenger RNA, 747 nt
Organism: Camelina sativa (false flax)
Lineage: Eukaryota; Viridiplantae; Streptophyta; Magnoliopsida; Brassicales; Brassicaceae
Product: lipid transfer protein EARLI 1
Source: RefSeq, a predicted model, not a curated record
CUCUUCAUUUACAUUCAUCCAAUAACCCUUAAAACACAGUACCUAUCUUUAUAAAAAAUAAAAAGAAAAAUGGCUUCAAAGAACUCAGCUUCUCUUGCUCUUUUCUUUGCUCUCAACAUUCUCUUUUUCACGUUAACCGUUGCAACUAACUGUAACAGCUGCAACCCAAGUCCUAAACCCAAGCCAGUCCCAAGUCCUAAGCCUAAGCCGAUCCCAUGUCCUCCUCCAGUCCCAAGUCCUUCGGUCCCAAGUCCUAACCCUAUGCCGGUCACACCUCCGAGCAACCCUGGUUCAUCUGGAAAGUGCCCUAUAGAUACCCUCAAGCUUGGUGCAUGUGCAAAUGUCCUAAGCAGUCUACUCAACAUCCAGCUGGGUCAGCCAUCAUCUCAAUCAUGUUGCUCGCUCAUCGAAGGUUUGGUUGACGUUGACGCUGCGAUUUGUCUAUGCACUGCUCUUAAGGCCAACAUUCUCGGAAUCAACCUUAACGUUCCUAUAUCUCUCAGCGUUCUUCUCAACGUUUGUGAGAAAAAGCUUCCGUCUGGUUUCGAGUGUGCUUGAACGAUAUCACCUAUGUGAUGCCCGUGCACAAUAUACUUUUCCAAAUUAUUUCAGUUUGAAUAAAUGCAUGUACGAUAGAGUUUAUGUUUGAAUCUUGAUUUGUUAAAGUGAAUUAUAAAUGUGUGAAUCUUAAUUUGUAGCAAUCUUUUUCUAUUUCAACCCGUUUAAUGAAAGAGAUUUUGUAACCAA